Molecule: messenger RNA, 1905 nt
Organism: Oncorhynchus gorbuscha (pink salmon)
Lineage: Eukaryota; Metazoa; Chordata; Actinopteri; Salmoniformes; Salmonidae
Product: neuroserpin-like
Exons: 9
Coding region: 197-1432 (411 amino acids)
Biological process (GO): negative regulation of endopeptidase activity
Molecular function (GO): serine-type endopeptidase inhibitor activity
Source: RefSeq, a predicted model, not a curated record
GCAGAGAGACCACAGCAGAGAGACCACAGCAGAGAGACCACAGCAGAGAGACCACAGCAGAGAGACCACAGCAGAGAGACCACAGCAGAGAGACCACAGCAGAGAGACCACAGCAGAGAGUCACGGCAGGAACAAACGUCUGGAACAACAUUUCUGGAACAACAGCAUCUCUGAGUCCACUGCUCUCAGCUUUCCCAUGUUGAUUCUCAGCCUCCUGCCCCUCCUCCUGUUGCCGGGCCAUGGUUGCCAUGCCGCUGACAUUCCGGAGGACACCACGGCAGAGUUCUCCGUCAGACUCUACCACCAGCUGCAGGCGCGGGGGGGGGAUGACAACAUCAUCUUCUCCCCCCUGAGUGUGGCUGUGGCCCUUGGCAUGGUGGAGCUGGGGGCCCGCGGGGCCUCCCUCACACAGAUACGCCAGGCUGUUGGCUUCAGCCACCUACCUACAGAUGAGGAGUUCUCUCUGCUCCAGAACCUGACAGGGGCUCUGUCUGAAGACGACGCCCACUACAUCAUCCGAUUGGCCAACUCCCUCUUCCUGCAGAGUGGCGUGACCUUUAACCCGCAGUUCCUGCGGCUGAUGAGGAAGUACUUCCGGGCGGAGGUAGAGACUGUGGACUUCAGCGAAUCAGCCGCCGUGGCAGAGCAGAUCAAUGGCUGGGUGGAGAACCACACUGAGAGUAAGAUCCGUGACUUGUUGUCAGCUGAUGAUUUCAGCAGUGUGACCCAGCUGACCCUGGUCAACGCGGUGUACUUCCGGGGCAGCUGGAAGAACCAGUUCAGACCAGAAAACACCAGAACCUUCUCCUUCAGCAAAGACGACGGGAGCGAGACCCAGACACACAUGAUGUACCAGCAGGGAGACUUCUACUAUGGUGAGUUCAGUGAUGGUUCAUCCGAGGCAGGUGGUGUGUACCAGGUGUUGGAGAUGCCCUAUGAAGGAGAGGACAUGAGCAUGCUGGUGGUGUUACCCAGACAGGAAGUCCCCCUGGCAGUCCUGGAGCCAAUCAUCAGAGCCCCUCUCUUGGAGGAGUGGGCCAACAAUGUCAAGAGGCAGAAGGUGGAGGUCUACCUGCCCAGGUUUAAGGUUGAGCAGAAGGUAGACCUGAAGGAGGCUCUGCAGGAUCUGGGCAUCAAGAACAUCUUCAGUAAAGACGCUGACCUCUCUGCCAUGACAGACGGUAAGGACCUGUUCAUUGGAAAGGCGGUGCAGAAAGCCUACCUGGAGGUGACCGAGGAGGGGGCGGAGGGAGCUGCAGGAUCAGGAAUGAUAGCCCUCACCAGGACUCUGGUUCUGUACCCUCAGGUCAUGGCUGAUCACCCCUUCUUCUUCAUCAUCAGAAACCGCAGGACAGGUUCUAUCCUGUUCAUGGGCAGGGUUAUGACACCAGAGGUCAUUGAGCCUACCGACUUCGACAAUGACUCCGUGUAACUAUGACGACGACCAAUGGGAUUCCAGUGUGCUGCUAUCCUGCUAUGAGGUCAUAUGCUCAAAGCCAAUCAGAUCCAGGCAAAACGACGCCAUAAACACAACCUUUCCUCUCCCCAUCGUCGGCUGUGUUUUUAUACUCUUAUCGAGAAUAUACAUGAUUCCUAUUCUAUAUUCUAUAUUCUAUUUGAUAUAUAUUGAUAUAUACAAAUAAUGUGACUGUGUUUUGAUACUGUAAGCUUUAACCACUUGGUAAGAGAGAGGGAGAGAGAGAUGUAAAUAUAUAUAAAGAAAAGUGAAAUGGUUUCUAUGGUCUAUUGGAUCAGUAGACAUCUGUGUACUGCCCCUUUAAUUUCACUAGCCACACACACACACACACACACACACACACACACACACACACACACACACACACACACACACACACACACACACACACACACACACACACACACACACACACACACACACACACA